Alnus glutinosa is the source of this 1168-nucleotide messenger RNA. Its product is annotated as F-box protein PP2-B1-like. The coding region runs from base 137 to 949 and encodes 270 amino acids. The record is from RefSeq and is a predicted model, not a curated record. The transcript is spliced from 4 exons. NCBI's taxonomy places the organism in Eukaryota, Viridiplantae, Streptophyta, Magnoliopsida, Fagales, Betulaceae. Gene Ontology annotation, molecular function: protein binding.
GGUUCAUAAUGAAGGCAAAAUUCGUUUGCCAAAAAAUGCCGGCCAGUACUGUCUCUCUUCCUCUAACUCUCAUUUGCAGUCCUUUCUCUGAAUCGCUGUGAGUUUUCACAAACAGAAGAAAAAAAGAGGACAGGAAAUGGACGUUACUACCGUCGACGUAAUGCCGGAAGAGUGCAUCGCCACCAUAAUUUCCUUCACAUCCCCUCGCGAAGCUUGCAGGGAUUCGCUAGUCUCCCGGAUCUUCGCGUCAGCCGCAGGUUCGGAUCUCGUGUGGGAGAGGUUUCUGCCACCGGAUUAUCAGCAGAUCAUUUCUGAAUCGGUUUCUUCGGGAUCAUCGGCAUCAUCAUCCUUGAAUAACUUAUCCAAGAAGGAUCUUUAUUUCCAUCUUUGCGACAAUCCCAUCCUCCUUGGCAACGGUAACAGGAGCUUCGCAAUAGAUAAAUUGAGUGGGAAAAAGUGUUACAUGCUGGGAGCGAGGGAGUUAUCUAUAGUAUGGGGAGACAAUCCGCAAUACUGGAGGUGGAUUUCUUCAGCUGAGUUGCCAGUUUUAGCCCAGUCCAGAUUCUCGGAGGUGGCUCUUCUUCUAGAUGUGUGUUGGCUUGAAAUAAGAGGUAGAAUUGAGACUAAAAUCUUGUCCCCAAACACAAAAUAUGGCGCAUACUUCAUAUACGCUAUUGCAGAUCAUAACUAUAAGCUUCACCACGCGGUGAAGGUGUCCAUUAGCUAUGAGAAUGAAGGUAAUGCUACCAAUGCUUAUUUGCUACCAGAUACACCAGGAGGACAUGAUGGACGACUUCCACGCAAGAGAGAGGACAAGUGGUUUGAGAUUGAGUUUGGGGAAUUCUUUAGUGGCCAAGUUGGUAGCCUGGUGGAAAUGCACUUGCUGGGGACUGCCGGUAACUGGAAGUCUGGCCUUGUGGUCCAUGGCAUUGAGCUCCGGCCAAAAUAAGAAAGGAAAAUUCUGUAUUCAGUGCAUGGCCAAGAUCUGUUGUAUCUGCUUAAAGGUAUUGUAGGUUUAUAAGAGGACAGCAGCUCUAAAAAGAUCAAGUAGUUUUUUUGACAAAUAGAGUGCAAUUAUUAUAAUUAUGAAGUUUUACAUUUGUAUCGUGCUAUAGAUGUGAGACCUUUAUUAUUUGUGUUCUUAUGAAUCCUAACUAGUUAAGAUCCA